Messenger RNA from Cajanus cajan (pigeon pea), 2236 nucleotides. Its product is annotated as CBL-interacting serine/threonine-protein kinase 8. NCBI's taxonomy places the organism in Eukaryota, Viridiplantae, Streptophyta, Magnoliopsida, Fabales, Fabaceae. Gene Ontology annotation, biological process: protein phosphorylation; signal transduction. Gene Ontology annotation, molecular function: protein serine/threonine kinase activity; ATP binding. The record is from RefSeq and is a predicted model, not a curated record.
AUCCGAAUUCCAAAGUUGAGUGCGUGUGACGUCACUUGAAACAAAAGAAUGGAAUUGUGUGUAGGAAGCCGAAAAACUAGGUUCAGUGUCUGGACUAACCACUGACUAGUGACUAGACUUAAUAAUUGAAGGAGGUGGGGCAAUCAGCUACAUCCGUAUCACCGGAAACUGUUCCCCCAACCUCUUCCAUUUGUCAAUUCAUUCAUUUUCACUCAAUUUCUUUUAUCUUCCUCACUCACUCCUUUUUCCUUUUUUAGAUACAAUUUUCUUAAUUCCCCAAAUGACCAACCAAAAUCAACCUUCCUUCCCAGCUGUCAAACCUUUUUUAUUUUCGGGCUUUCUUUCCGUUUUUCUAAUUCCUUGCCAAGAAGGAUGUUAAUAAAUUAAAAAGCGGAAAAAGUGCGAAGCUUGUGAGUAAAGUUUGAUUCUUGAGUGGUGAAAUGGUUUUGGGGUUGGAAGAGUGGGCAAUGCAGUGAGUGAGAGAGAGAGAGAGAGAGAACGAUGGUGGUGAGAAAAGUGGGGAAGUACGAGAUUGGGAGGACGAUUGGGGAGGGAACCUUUGCGAAGGUGAAGUUCGCUCAGAACACAGAAACCGGCGAGAGCGUGGCCAUGAAGGUGCUCGACCGUAGCACCAUCAUCAAGCACAAGAUGGUCGAACAGAUCAAGAGGGAGAUUUCCAUUAUGAAGCUCGUUAGGCAUCCUUAUGUUGUCCGCCUUCACGAGGUUCUAGCUAGCCGGACUAAGAUUUAUAUCAUAUUGGAGUUCAUCACGGGUGGUGAAUUGUUUGAUAAAAUUAUACACCAUGGACGUCUCAGUGAAGCUGAUUCUAGAAGAUAUUUCCAACAGCUUAUUGAUGGUGUAGAUUAUUGCCACAGCAAGGGAGUUUAUCACAGAGAUUUAAAGCCUGAAAAUCUUUUACUCGAUUCACUAGGAAAUAUAAAGAUUUCAGAUUUUGGUUUGAGUGCAUUGCCUGAACAGGGGGUGAGCAUCCUUCGAACAACUUGUGGGACUCCAAACUAUGUUGCUCCUGAGGUACUCAGUCAUAAGGGUUACAACGGUGCUGUUGCAGAUGUUUGGUCCUGUGGGGUUAUCCUAUAUGUCCUACUGGCUGGAUAUCUUCCCUUUGAUGAGCUUGAUCUAACCACCUUAUAUAGUAAGAUUGAGAAAGCAGAGUUUUCAUGCCCUCCUUGGUUUCCUGUGGGGGCAAAAGCGUUGAUACACAGAAUUUUGGACCCAAAUCCUGAAACCCGAAUAACCAUUGAGCAGAUAAGAAAUGACGAAUGGUUUCAGAGGAGCUAUGUUCCUGUCAGUCUUCUCGAGUAUGAAGAUGUAAAUCUUGAUGAUGUAAAUGCUGCUUUUGAUGAUGCGGAGGAACAAAGGGCUGAUCAACAAUGUGAUAAUGAGGACAUGGGUCCUUUAAUGCUUAAUGCAUUUGACUUGCUAAUUCUGUCUCAAGGCUUAAAUCUUGCAACAAUCUUUGAUCGCGGGCAGGACUCUGUGAAGCACCAAACCCGAUUUAUUUCUCAAAAGCCAGCAAAGGUGGUUUUAUCAAGUAUGGAAGUCGUGGCACAAUCAAUGGGAUUUAAGACACAUAUUCGUAACUACAAGAUGAGGGUAGAGGGUAUUUCAGCAAAUAAAGCAUCCUAUUUCUCGGUCAUUCUGGAAAUUUUUGAAGUGGCUCCUACAUUUUAUAUGGUGGACAUUCAAAAAGCAGCUGGAGAUACUGGCGAAUACCUCAAGUUUUACAAGAACUUUUGUAGCAAUCUGGAGGAUAUAAUCUGGAAACCGCCUCAUGAAGCAAGUAAAUCAAGGAUCUCCAAGACCAAAAGCAAAAGACGAUAGUUUCAUCCCUCCCUUCUGUUUUGAUUGAAAAGAAAAAGGAUAAAAAACAAAAAAGUAACAUGGAACACAUACUCAAAGAGGGGUUUGACAUGUGGAAACAUGGCCCAACAUAUCAAGGUUAAAUUAUAAAUAUGGUUUGCCUAGGUUUUUCUACAGCAGCGUUUUAUUUUUACUUUAAUUCUCCAAAUUCCAUACUUGAAUGAUUAUUUCCAAGUGUUAUAUUUUUUUAGGCACCAGGAAAUCAAAUUCUCCCGGGUCGACUUUCCCUUGAGAUCUUUUGUGUGAAUUGCGUUGAGGUUGGCAAACUCCAAACCAACUUCUCAACACAUGAUCCUUUAUUUUGUUAUGGUGAAAAGUUGGUUUAUAUGAAAAUGGCUUAUCAAUUGAGUGUUUA